AUGCACAAAAGUAAUCAAGAGUUGUGCGAGCCUACAAUUGUAGGGGGCUUUAAGGUGUACAAUGUUGGUGGAUCCGAGUUUGAGGUUCCACGGAAGUACACACUUUUGAAAAUACUUGGUAUGGGAGCUUAUGGUAUUGCGUGCAGUUGCUUGAAUGAAGAAACACAGGAGAAGGUAUCGAUAAAAAAGUGCCGAGAGGUAUUCCGUGACUUGGAUGAUGGCAGGCGCGUUCUGCGUGAGGUUGCGAUGAUGCGCUUCUUCAGGCACGAGAAUUUGUUACAUGUCAUGGAUAUAUUGCCGCCCAUGAAGGGCUACAAUGAAUUCCGUGAUGUUUACAUAGUAACGCCCCUGAAGGAUGUUGAUAUGAAUGUUGUGCUUCGCUCGCGUCAGGUGCUAGAGGAAACUCACGUCCGGUACUUCAUUUAUCAAAUACUUCGGGGUUUAAAAUAUUUACAUAGUGCCGGUGUGGCACACCGUGACUUGAAACCAGCCAACCUAGUCACUGACAUCUCGUGCGAGCUGAAGAUUAUUGACUUCGGUCUUUCCCGUAGCGUCACUAUCCCACAUCAUGAUUUGACUGACUACGUCAUUACACGCUGGUACCGACCGCCGGAACUGCUUCUAGAAAACAGUUACUACGACACCGCGGUAGACAUUUGGUCAGUCGGUUGCAUUAUGGCAGAAAUGUACAAUCGCAAGCCAGUCCUUCCGGGCCGAAACACGAUUGAUCAGCUGCGGCUCAUUUGCACACAUAUUGGGAAGCCUCCAAGGGAUAUGGUAGAGAGUGCAGAGGCGUUGGAGAAGUUAAAUCAACUUCCUGAUGGCGAAUUGGACAUGGGCAAACUUGUGCCCGGGUUGACAAGUGCAGAUGGAAUUGAUUUUCUCAGCCAAAUGUGGGAGCUUGACCCGCGGAAAAGGCCAUCAGCGGCUGAAUUACUUCGCCAUCCAUUCAUGGCACCGUUGCAUGAUGAAGUGGACGAGCCGGUGUGUCCGACAUCCUUCGCGUGGCCAUAUGAAAUGCAGGAAAUGAGUCUUGACUCCCUCCGUAGGGCAUUCUGGGAUGAAAUAUGCAGCUUUAAUCCACAUCUUGCAAGCCAAAUACCGAAAGGCGCGUAG
Messenger RNA from Trypanosoma brucei brucei TREU927, 1116 nucleotides. Its product is annotated as mitogen-activated protein kinase 3, putative. NCBI's taxonomy places the organism in Eukaryota, Euglenozoa, Kinetoplastea, Trypanosomatida, Trypanosomatidae. Bases 1 to 1116 code for a protein of 371 amino acids. Gene Ontology annotation, molecular function: MAP kinase activity; ATP binding. The transcript has a single exon. Gene Ontology annotation, biological process: protein phosphorylation; intracellular signal transduction. Gene Ontology annotation, cellular component: nucleus; cytoplasm. The record is from RefSeq and is a predicted model, not a curated record.